This is a messenger RNA of Daphnia carinata, 1333 nucleotides long. It is a transcript of the gene ITP, whose product is annotated as crustacean hyperglycemic hormone-like. The transcript has 3 exons. Bases 210 to 602 code for a protein of 130 amino acids. Gene Ontology annotation, molecular function: neuropeptide hormone activity. NCBI's taxonomy places the organism in Eukaryota, Metazoa, Arthropoda, Branchiopoda, Diplostraca, Daphniidae. Gene Ontology annotation, biological process: circadian rhythm. Gene Ontology annotation, cellular component: extracellular region. The record is from RefSeq and is a predicted model, not a curated record.
CUUCAGGUGCCGAGCGCUGGUAUAAAAGUGGCAGCGUUAUUCUUGUGUUUACUCUGCACUUGUACGGUUUUUAAAAUAACUUUUCCUUCACCUUUGAUCUAUCAAAUAAAAGUGCCAGUUCCCUCAUUUAUAAAUCAAGCCCACGUGUGAUCCCAAGGAUUUGCGUUAUUAAUCACAGUUCAACUAAACCUUUAGAAAAUACGGAGAAAAUGAUGGCCGCAGUGCAACAGAAUGGACGCCAAACACCUAGUUCUUACUCGACGCGAUCUCUCUUGGGCAUCACAACUCUUCUAGUGCUUUUGUUGGCAGUGCUGCCCAGUUACCCGUCAUCAGCCAUGUCCGCUUUAUCCAGCAAUCCCCAUUCCUUGUCCAAACGGUCUUUCUUUGAUAUCAACUGCAAGGGGCUCUACGACAAAAGCAUUUUCGCCCGCCUUGAUCGCAUUUGUCAAGACUGCUACAGCCUCUAUCGCGAACCUGAACUUCAUACACUUUGCAGGUCGGAAUGUUUUAGUACACCUUUUUUCAAGGCUUGCCUCAAAGUCUUGCUAAUGGAGGAUCAGGAUCCGGACUACUCGGAAAUGAUCGACAAAAUUGGCCGCUAACGCUACUAUCGAGAUAAUGUGCACGGACAGCGCUCCCCGUCUAUUAAAUCUUAUUAUUAUAUGUCUUAUUUAUUUGUAUUUCGUUAGCUGAAAUAAUUUUUUCUUCAAUUUUUUUUUGUAUUUUUGGCAACGCCCCCUUGUACUACGUGUCUCUUUUUUUUGCCAGUAUUUUUUUUUCUCGAGCUUGUUGCUUUGUGCGCGUGGUAAACGCACAAAAGGAAAAAUGGAUUUGGACAGUUGAAGAUGGAACAGUGCAAUUGAUACGUUCGCAACCCGUUUGUGUUGGUCGUCUUUCGUCAUAUCAUUUGGCUGCUUUAUUUUGCCCUCUCCCGCCCUUCCUUCUGUGCUGCUCCCGAAUGGGAAAACAAAAUGAAAUCUAGUCUAUUCUGAUUCAGAGUUCUAUAUAUUUGUCCAACGAUGGCUGCUAAUACGCGUAUAUAUAUUUAUAUGAAUCUCUCUCAUUGUCAGUGCAGGGAAAUAUAUAAACAUUCCCCCCUUCUUCUAUCUCUCUCUUCAGUGCAAUCUCCCACGGAGGAAGAACUUACCAUCACACAUUUUUUUAUUCCUCCGCCUCCAAAAAACAACAAAAAAAAAAUAGUUCCUACUUCCUAUACUUUAGUGAAAAAUCUCUAUACAAGAACAGGCCUACGUUUGCCAUGUCCAAUAUUUACACUUGAAUGCCUAUUGAGUCGGUCAUGUUUCUGGAUAUAUCAAAUAUACUAUUAAUCAAG